AUGUCGGACCUCGAUCACUUUGACCUGGUUCCCAUCGCCUUCAACAGCGAAUCCCGAACCGUCUCGACGGGGCGGACCUCGCGCGCGCUCAACGCCGAGCUCGCGACGCUCAACGAGCUGCACCGGGCCAUGCUGGCGCUGGACACGCCCGGGCAGGUACCGCCGCCGCCGAUCCCCGUGAACCCGAAGCGCACGGCGCAGGUGACCAAGAUGCGCGACAACGGCAACAACGAGUACCGCAAGCAAAAGUACGACGAGGCGGUCAAGAUGUACUCGCUGGGCAUCCAGAUGGCGCUGGGGCGGCCGCAGUGGGAGCCGAGCGCGCUCGUGCGCGAGGAGGUCUCGGGCCUCCUGGCCAACCGCGCGCAGGCGCACAUGGCGCUGCUCAACUGGCCCGAGGGCGCCGUCGACGGGCUGGCGAGCGUCGAGGCGCGGAGGGUCGGCAACGCCAAGGCGUGGUGGCGCAGAGGACGGUGCUUGUUCGAGAUGGCCCGCCUGGAGGAGGCGAGGGAGUGGGUGAAGGAGGGGCUCGAGGUCGAGGGCGAGGAGGCGGACCUGGUGAGCCUGCUCAAGGAGAUUGAGGCGAGAAUUACGAAGCAAAAGGCGGCGCUGUAG
Messenger RNA from Cordyceps militaris CM01, 615 nucleotides. Its product is annotated as tetratricopeptide repeat domain containing protein. NCBI's taxonomy places the organism in Eukaryota, Fungi, Ascomycota, Sordariomycetes, Hypocreales, Cordycipitaceae. The record is from RefSeq and is a predicted model, not a curated record. Gene Ontology annotation, molecular function: protein binding. Bases 1 to 615 code for a protein of 204 amino acids. The transcript has a single exon.